Nestor notabilis (Kea) is the source of this 3593-nucleotide messenger RNA. RefSeq names its product unc-51 like autophagy activating kinase 1 (gene ULK1). Gene Ontology annotation, cellular component: autophagosome; cytoplasm. Gene Ontology annotation, biological process: positive regulation of autophagy; autophagosome organization; autophagy. Gene Ontology annotation, molecular function: protein serine/threonine kinase activity; ATP binding. Lineage: Eukaryota; Metazoa; Chordata; Aves; Psittaciformes; Psittacidae. The transcript is spliced from 28 exons. The coding region runs from base 198 to 3104 and encodes 968 amino acids. The record is from RefSeq and is a predicted model, not a curated record.
CCUUCGCCGUCGUCUUCAAAGGCAGGCACAAAGAGAAACCUGAGCUGGAAGUAGCUGUGAAAUGCAUUAACAAGAAGAACCUUGCAAAAUCUCAAACUCUGCUGGGCAAGGAAAUAAAAAUACUUAAGGAACUGAAACAUGAAAACAUCGUUGCCUUGUAUGACUUCCAGGAACUGGCAAACUCGGUCUACUUGGUUAUGGAGUACUGUAAUGGUGGUGAUCUGGCGGACUAUCUUCACACUAUGCGGACACUUAGCGAAGACACCAUCAGGCUCUUUCUCCAGCAGAUAGCAGGUGCCAUGAAAAUGCUGCACAGCAAAGGCAUCAUCCAUCGGGACCUGAAACCACAGAAUAUCCUCCUUUCCUACGCUGGAGGCAGGAAAUCAAAUCCCAACAACAUUCGCAUAAAGAUCGCUGACUUUGGGUUUGCCCGAUACCUGCAGAAUAAUAUGAUGGCAGCAACACUGUGUGGUUCACCAAUGUACAUGGCACCAGAAGUCAUUAUGUCUCAACACUACGAUGCCAAAGCUGACCUCUGGAGUAUAGGAACCAUCAUUUAUCAAUGUCUGACAGGAAAGGCUCCUUUUCAGGCCAGCAGCCCACAGGAUCUUCGCCUCUUCUAUGAGAAAAACAAGAUGCUGAUGCCCAACAUCCCCAGGGAGACAUCCAGCCACCUGAGGCAGCUGUUGCUGGGCCUUUUGCAGCGCAAUCAUAAGGACCGCAUGGACUUCGAUGAGUUUUUCCAUCACCCAUUCUUGGAUGCAAGUGCCUCAAUGAAAAAAUCUGCUUCUGUGCCAAUGCCUUCUUAUCCCAGUUCAGGCUCCGGUAGUUCCUCCAGCAGCUCUUCUACUUCCCACUUGGCGUCACCUCCCCAGUCCCUUGGAGAGAUGCAGCAGCAGCUGCAGGAGAAGGCGCUGGCAUCUCCUACCCAGGAUUCCCCCGGCUUUCUGCAUGGAUCUAAGGACUCUGCUGGAAGCAGCAGUAAGAAUUCAUCUUGUGACACAGACGACUUCGUUAUGGUCCCAGCACAGUUCUCAAGUGAUUUAACUGCUGAGGCUGCAGGAGGGAAACCAAUCCAAGACAGCCUGAUGUAUAGCGGGAGUUCUCUGGUGACUUCAGCAGGCUUGGAAAGCCAGGGAAGGACACCAUCUCCUUCACCCCCAUACAGCAGUUCUCCGAGCCCAUCCAGCCGGCCAGGGCAGUUUUCCAGCAGCAAGUACGGACACUCCGUGCCCAUUCCAGUCCCAACACAGAUUCACAACUACCGGCGGAUCGAGCAGAACCUGCAGUCUCCCAAUCAAUACGCCUCUCCACGGUCUGGUACGGUCCGGAGGUCCAGCAGUACAAGUCCUCUUGGUUUUCCUAAAACUGGUGCUUCCCCUCCUUAUCCUGGAGAGCAUGGAUCUGUGCCCAGCUCUAGAAAGCUCUCCUUUGGCGGUGCCAAGCCAUUUAUGCCAUCACCGCAAGUUGGAACAAUCCCAGAGCAGCCCAGCCAGACUGUUAUCCCGUCUUCUCUUGGAGCAGAUGUGAGAAGCCGGAUUCCUGCUCCAGGUUCCUCAGCACCUGAACACUCAUCUCGAGGGAUGGGCUCCCGGCUCCACAGUGCUCCCAACCUGUCGGAUUUGCCUUCCUGCAGGCAGAAGAUAACCAAGGAGCACUCUAAGCUCUCUGAUCCUCUUGUUUCUCACUUUGGUCAUACCCCAGUCUCCCAGCCUCUGCAGAUUCAUGGCUUGCAGCACUGCCGGCAGCUCAGGUCCUCACCAAAGCUGUCCGAGUUCAUGCAGAGAAGCCCUUUGCCAACCAUAGUGGGCUCCCCUACAAAGGCUGUGUCCCCAUUUGAGUUUCCCAAAACCCCAAGUUCCCAGAAUCUCCUCACCCUCUUGGCCCACCAGGGUGUCAUGAUGACUCCAACACGGAAUAAGACCUUGCCAGAUCUGAAGGAGAUGGGUCAUUUCCACUGCCAACAAACUGGCUUGGGAUUGAGGCCUGUGGAAGAGAUCAAGGGCAGAUCCCUGAGCACAGGCAGGCUCACUGACCUGCUUCUGAAGGCAGCCUUUGGGGCACAGGUCUCAGAAGCUGGCAGCAACGACAGCCUGAACAAUGAGAAGCCAAUGGAAAUUGCAGCUCCCUCAGGUGCUUACGGAGGGACCCUGCACUCUGGUGCCCGGGCUGGGGGCUCUGCCAGCCCAUCCCCAGUGAUUUUUACUGUUGGAUCCCCUCCCAGUGGAACAACCCCCCCACAGACCACGAGGACCAGGAUGUUUUCAGUGGGGUCUUCCAGCUCUCUCAGUUCUGGAGGCUCAUUCACCGGCAGGCACUUGGCAGUGGGAGCUGGUGGGGAUGCUGUGGAAGGCCCCUCAAGUCUCCGGUACGCUUUUGCUGAUCCGAUCACGGCCAACCUGGAAGGUGCUGUCACAUUUGAGGCACCAGAGUUGCCCGAAGAGACGCUCAUGGAGCAAGAGCACACUGACAUCCUGCGCAGCCUCCGCUUCACGCUGGCUUUUGUCCACUACGUGAUGGAAAUUGCUGCCCUUAAAGGCAGCUCCAGCGAGAUGAGCAGCUCAGUGACAGCCGAGUACCAGCUCCAGGAGAGCGUGGUGGCCGACCAGAUCAGCCUGCUCAGCCGGGAGUGGAGCUAUGCAGAGCAGCUGGUGCUGUACCUGAAAGUAGCAGAGCUUCUGUCCUCGGGGCUGCAGAUGGCCAUAGAGCAGAUCAAAGCUGGCAAGCUGUGCCUCUCCUCCACUGUCAAGCAAGUUGUGAAGAAGCUGAAUGAGCUUUACAAAUCCAGUGUCUCAUCCUGCCACUGCCUCAACGUCAGACUCCAGAGGUUCUUCUUGGACAAACAGAAACUCAUGGAUCGGAUCAACAGCAUCACUGCAGAGAAGCUCAUCUUCAGCUACGCUGUGCAAAUGGUACAGUCUGCAGCCCUGGAUGAGAUGUUCCACCACAGAGAGGACUGCGCACAGAGGUACCACAAGGCUCUGCUGCUCAUGGAGGGGCUCCUGAACAUCAUCACUGAACAGGGGGACAUAGAAAACAUCAACAAAUGUAAGCUGUGCAUCGAGCGCAGGCUGUCGGCGCUGCUGUCGGGGUUCUGUGCCUGAUGUCAGGGUUGCUGUUCUUCACGCCCCAGCUGAUGGCUUUGUUUCCAGCGGCCUGCUGCUGCGGUGGGACGCGAUUCCGGCAGCAGGAGCCCUGGAGGAUGAACUGCUCAGUGUUCCGUAUUCCGACGCUUUGGGAAGUUGUUCCACGGACUCGGAUUCCUUUGUGGGGAUGUGUGACUGCAGCAAGCACAAAUACUUCCCUGCCCAAAGGCCUGGGCGAAGGUGUAGCCGAUGUGGAAAGGUUUCCCUCAUCGGCAGAGGGGUUGAAGGAUAGGAAUCUGCUUCUUCCCAGCACUUUGAAGGAUAAGACUGCUGCCUAUCCCUCUUGCUUAACAACAGGGUAUUCCAGUGCUGUGUCCAUUGCAGGCAAUGGAUGUGCUGAAACUGCUGGCUUCAGUUAACGUUGGAGGGUGUCAUUCAGAAAUCAAGGCCAGUUUGUGUACUUCCCCCUACCUAGCUGAGAGCCAGGCAUCUUCAAGCUUCCUGGCA